CCACCCGAAGAGGCUCGGGAGGGUCGGGAGCUCUCUGGGGCUGGGAGAGCCGCCGGAGGAGGUUCGGAUCUCGAAUGCCCGUCUUUUUUUACGCCCGGCUGGGCGCUCGGUGGGGAGCCGCGGGCUGCCGGAGUUAAAAGGAGCUUGGAGGAGAGGCGGCCGGGGCUGCCCUGGGCGGCCAGCCGCUGUUGCAGCCCAUUCAGCACCCGUACCGCAGGGGCGGCGGCGGCAGCGGUAGUAGUAGCUGCAGCGGCGGCAGUAGAGGCGGCAGCAGCAGCAGCAGCAGCAGCAUCUCGGGGAGGUGGCAGUCGGUGCCUCGGCGGGCCUCACGACGCCGGAGGAGCAGGAGCAGGAGCGUGCGGCGGGCAGUGCCAUCCCACUCCAUUCAUUUGCUACGAGUUGUUCAGCCAGUCACCAAUUGCUGAGUGCCACAAAGAGUGCUGUUAUUAUGGGACAGUGGUGUGAAUAAGUGUGGGUGAUGAGGUGAUGUCACUUCUGGUGGAAUACCUAAUUUCCAUGUAGCUCCCUUCUGGGCAGCUGUUAAACUACCCAAGCAAGAACUUGUUUGACACUUCCUUCCUCCUCUUGUUGAAUACUCCGUGGCAAUUGUUCCAGUGUUUUGCUAAACGUGUCCUGUCCUCACCUUGCCAAGGCCAACAACAGCUCAGCAUUGCAUGGACUACCCCCAUGCUCCCCUGCCUUUCUGAACAUGGGCACAGGCCGAGCAGAUGACAGCCAGGAAGUCCCCAGGGCUUAGGCCUAUGCUGGCUCCGGCCCCUUUGAAGUGCUUCUGCUCAUGAUGGUGUCAUUCUGGGGUGGCCGCCAUGCCCAUUACCCAGGACAACGCAGGACUGCACCUCCCUCUCCUCCUCCAGUGGCUUCGGAGCAACCUGCAGGAGACCCAGGGAGGGCCCGAGCACAGACUCUGCCAGUCGGCCAUCCAGAAGCUCCGAGAAUACAUCCAGUUGAACUUUGCUGUGGAUGAAAGUACGCUUGCGCUUGACCAGAGCCCCCUCGAGAUGGAGAUCUGUACUGUGUACCUGACCAAAGAGAUGGGGGACAUGGAUACUGUGGGGCUCAGCUUUGGGAACAUCCCUGUUUUUGGAGAUUAUGGUGAAAAGCGGCGAGGAGGUAAGAAGCGGAAAACGCACCAGGGCCCCGUGCUGGACGUGGGCUGCAUCUGGGUGACCGAACUCAAGAAGAACAGUCCAGCUGGAAAGUGUGGGAAAGUGAGACUGCGGGAUGAAAUCCUUUCCCUGAAUGGGCAGCUCAUGGUUGGAGUUGAUGUCACCGGGGCCAGUUAUCUGGCUGAUCAGUGCUGGAAUGGCGGCUUUAUCUACCUAAUCAUGCUACGACGCAUUAAGCGCAAGGCUCCUCUCCCUCCUUCUAAUGGCAACAACAGCAACAGUUGUGAACCCAAAGCAACUCCUACCUCAGAGCCCAGUGGCCGUCUGGUGCAGAAUGGGAAGAGAACAAGGAAGUUUGGGGUCAUCUCCAGGUCAUCCAUCAACAAGGACAUUGGGGAAAGCAGGAACAGUCAGGACUCAGAGCUAGAGAAUGGACAUUAUACCCUUAUGGAGAUGGGUGGCUCACGUCUAGAGACCCUGGAAGUGGAUGACAGAACAGAUGAACAGGUGCCAAAUGCAGAGGUUCCUCUAGUCUCAGGCCAUUGUAGACCUCACUUGUCUGAAGGGAAGUCUGAUUUCAAGCCAAGUGACCAUCUGGCUCAGCGGGAAGGCUGCCGGAUUUGGAAGAUGCACAUGGUGAAAGGGUCAGAUGGCCUGGGCAUCCAGAUCACCGGAGGCCGAGGGUCGAAACGAUCACCACACGGAAUCAUUGUCGCACAUGUAGAGGAAGGAGGUGCUGCACACAGAGAUGGCAGGCUGACCUCAGGAGAUGAGCUGCUAAUGAUCAAUGGUCAGUCACUGGUUGGCCUCUCCCAUCAGGAAGCAGUGGCCAUUCUCCGUGCUGCAGCUGGACUGGUUCAGCUGGUGGUUGCCAGCAGGGAAAGCUCUGAAGUGGACUUCCUCAAAUAUCCAUCCACAAGUUUGCCAGACCUGCUUAGUACUUAUUCAGGCCCGGAUGUUUCCUCUUAUACUGAUAAUAAGGAGAACGAAGAGCCAGAUGGUGAAGAGGAAAAGGGAGCCAGCCAAUCGCCAACCCAUGGAGCAAUGACUGAUGGUGAGAAGUCCCAAGAUGCCAGCUGUCUAGAAGCUUCCCAGGGGAGCUGUAGGAGCCCCACCAUGGGGAGCUGCUUGAUGAAGUGCCGUAGCCGCUCCCAAGGAGGUGCACCUCGUCUAGAAUCCGUUGGAGAAGAUGAUGAGCUUACAGUAGAAAACGGUGACCCUGGUGGAGAGAUGUUGGAGAAGUUUUCUCGGAGUGCCCGGAAACAUUCCCUUCCACAGCAGCUUGACUCUGCUGGGGCAAGACAGGAAUAUCAUAUUGUGAAGAAAUCAACUCGGUCCCUGAGCACUGCUCAGGUGGAAUCCCCUUGGAGGCUAGCUCAGCCCUCCAUUAUCUCCAACAUCGUGCUGAUGAAAGGACAAGGCAAGGGCCUUGGCUUCAGUAUUGUGGGAGGUCAAGAUUCAGCCAGGGGCCGGAUGGGGAUUUUUGUCAAGACUAUUUUCCCAAAUGGAGCAGCUGCUGCAGAUGGAAGACUCAAAGAAGGAGAUGAAAUCCUAGAAGUGAAUGGAGAAUCCCUACAGGGUCUGACCCACCAAGAAGCCAUUCAGACCUUUAAGCAACUCAAGAAAGGUGUUGUAACCCUCACAGUACGCACGAGGUUACGUAGCCCAAGCCUCACUCCAUGUCCAACACCCACACUAAUGAGCCGAUCCAGUUCCCCAAACUCUAAUACCAGUGGAGGAACUCCCGCGCCUGGCUCAGAUGAAGGAGAUUCUUCCUCCUUGGGUCGAAAAGGCCCAGGACCCAAGGACAGGAUUGUCAUGGAAGUCACACUCAACAAAGAGCCAGGAGUUGGAUUAGGCAUUGGUGCCUGCUGUCUGACUUUGGAAAAUAGCCCUCCAGGCAUCUAUAUUCAUAGUCUUGCCCCAGGAUCAGUAGCUAAGAUGGACAGUAGACUAAGUCGUGGUGACCAAAUCUUAGAAGCAGAUUCGGUCAGCCUCCGCCAUGCUGCAUUAAGUGAAGCCUAUGCCAUUCUGAGUGAGUGUGGCCCAGGACCGGUGAGCCUCAUCAUUAGUCGGCACCCAAACCCCAAGGUUUCUGAACAGGAGAUGGAUGAAGCAAUAGCUCGCUCCACUCACCGGGACAACAAAGAGGCUAUUUCUUCCCAUGCCUUAGGUACCCCCCUGAAGAGUCCCUCACUUACAGCAAAGGCAAGACAGGGAGAAAGUGCUGCUUCACUCAGCUGGACCAUGAAACGGUUCCUGGAACCAGCAAGUCGGGGUUCCCUCAGUUCUGAAUCAGAACUCUCACAAUAUUUCUCACAAGAUGUCCUAAGUCCCUUGUACUAUUCAGACUCUGUGGUUGCCAGCUCUGGAGAUGAGGAGCAUAUGCAGCAGAGGAGGGGGAGCAACUCUUUGGAUGAUGGUGCUCCCAGCAGCCUAACUCCCAAAGAAUCAGGAAAAGCUAGGGCCAACAGCCUUGUAUCAUCUGGAAGCAAGAAGGCCUCAGGACCUUUCCAUAAGCAUUUGGAAGCUCCCAGGCAAGCCAGCCUCCCGGGAAGCCCACAGCCUGCCCGAAGCCCACUCCUCCGACAGAGAAGAAUUGGCUGCUUUGAUGCUGAAGAUGCCAGUGAUGAGGAAGACUUUGUGAGAAAUGGAGACAGUGUUCCAUUUCCCAGGUCCCUCUCAGGCUCUAUUCCAUCACAGGCUGAGGAGGAAAACAGGGUGAUCACCCCAAAUUCUUCUGUGGAAGCUAACAUCAACAGCCAGGAAGUAGACCCCCUUGGGAAUCCUGCCACUGAGGCCUGCUUGGAGACUUCUCCUUUGGACAGUCCAGCACCAGAGGAGGAAAAAGAGGCUGCUGAGAAAAUCAUAGACUCAUCUUUCCUUCCAGAAAAGCUUUCUGACUAUGCCAGUGCCUCAGAGGGUAGCCCUGGCAACUUGGGCCUAAAGGAACAAGCUGAAUCCAAGAAGUCACCAAAAUUGGAGCACAAAGCUAUCACCAGAGUCAAAAGCCUGAUGAGCAUUGAGUGCUCUGGUUCCCCCAAACAGAAGAAUGAGGAAACUGGUCCUGGCCAUAAGCCAGUGGCUAGGAUAACCCCACAAAGCAAGAGGACUGUGACACAGGACAACUCUGUGCCCAACAGCUUCGAAACUGUUCAUUUAAUUCGUUUGGAAGAUGAAUCCUUUGGUCUGGACUUGGAAAUCCAGGCCACUCCCUUAAAAGUGAUGAUAAGAGGUUUAAGGCCUGGUGCAGCUGCAGAGAGGGAAGCCACAGGACAGCUGAGUGUUGGAGCUGAGAUUGUCUCUAUCAAUGGUACUCCAGUCAAUUCCUUGUCUUACCAGGAAACCUGCCAUGUUAUAAAGAACUUGCCCAUGGCCCUGACCUUGGUAGUACAGCGACCAGCACCUGCUGUGGAUAGCUUACAGGACCAGCUUGAAUCACCAAGGGACAAGGAGCUGAUUAAUACUGAGCCCAGUAGGACUUUGACCACGUUAGGAGAAACCCACUCAAAGGGAGCUUCAGCCUCUGAACCCGAGGGAACGCUACAAUCUGGUCCCAUACUGCCAUCUACCAUCAAAACCAAAGAAAUGCAAAUAGGUAGUGGAUUAAGAGUUGGUGGUUCUGAGGAGAUGCCAGUUACUGACAUUGACAGCAUCAUCAGUGAAUUAGAUGCUUGUGAAGGGAGAUCUGAGUGUCCUCCAAAAGCAGGUGCCCCUUAUGGUGAGGGUGGUUCUCAGAGACACUCUUGGGCAAGAGGUAGGAGCUCCUACCAGUUGGAGCAGAGCACAGUUAAACAGGAUCCACCUCAAGGGAUGAACUGUGAGCCUCCCCCUCCUCAGCCUCAGUGGACCUCUCAUUUUUCAAUUUUGGAUUCAAUUAAUCCAGGCAAACAUUUUACUGUGAAUAAAAACUGUUUGAGUAGCUAUUCUAGGAAUUUUAGCAGCUUACGUGAAGACAGCUUGUCCUCACUUGGACACAGGGAAGCUGAAAGCGCUGAGCCAUCACCAAAGUCUAUGAUGUAUGGAGCUGCUGAGGAUUCACAUUCGGACCCAGAGUCUCUUACAGAAGCCUCACCCACUCCUAUCAGGAACAGCAUGCCAUCCCAUAUACCAUCUUGCUCUUCUCAGACACACAAUGCCACAGAGUCAGAUGAGGAGCAAAUUGAAAUUUGUUGCAUGAAUACUGAUCCAAAGCCACCCUCUCAAGUGGAAAAGCAACCCAGCCCUGCUGUGAAUCCACAUUCCUGGGCUCCAUCUUGCCCAGCAGUAGCCAAAGUUUCACCACUAGAAAGUACUGUUAUGAGUGGCUUACAGACAACCCCAGGUACAACACCUCUCUUUGGCCCGGAAAAACCUAUAAUUCCCAACUGUUAUCAGCAGUCAAAUACAGGCAGAACAGUUACUUUGGACUCCCUUCCUUCUCCCCAUCUGGAUAGGGGCCCUCAGCAAAGCUCAGCAUAUUCAAAUAGAAAUAUUCCACAGGGAUGCCUAGCCUUAAACACAGAGGGAAAAAUGCAAGAAGCCAGCACUUUCAACUCCCUCGAAACCUGUGAGUCUUCCAAAGGUAGUGGCCUUGUACAGAAGCCCCCAAUUCCCUUCAUCAGCCCCAGAAUGGUCAAUGGCCUAGAGUAUAGCUUGCUAGAUGAGAAAUCCCAAAGCAAGAAGCAAGGAGCAACCAUUAAGGGAUUUGAUAGUCACAGAUGUGCUCAAUUCUCCUUAAAUCCAGUCUUAUCUAAUAAUGAAGAAUGUGAUUUGACCGGCCUUCACAUCUCUGAAAGUCAGGACCUGGGGGACUUGAGACAAGGACCAGAAAAAUUGGUUAGGAGUCCCCUUCUGACACAGUACAAAGAUCCAAGUAAAAUCAAUCAUAGUAUGCAAAGCAGAAAUGAAAAGGAACAGUGUGUAGCUACAACAAAAAGUGCCAACACUAAAACACACGCUCCCAGCAUUAAUCAUGUUAAGGGGGUUACUACUCUGCACAGUCCUUCAUCUCAACCCAAACUGAAUGCUGAAACAAAGGGGCCAACACCUAAGAGUUUUAUGGAAACUCUUCUAAAUAACAAUCACAAACCUAGGUCAGGGCCAAAGCUGAAAGGCCUCAGCAUCAAAAGCAAGAAUAAAACCAGCACAGAGGCCUCUAGUGCUGUUCAAGCUUCCAAGGUCAGUGGAACUGAGCAGAGAAAAACCUUUACUUCUCCCCAAACCUCCCCCAAAACCCUUUCCAAGAGAGUCUUGGGUUCUCGUAGCAUUGCUAUCCAUGGAGAACCAGACAAGACUUGCCCCAUGGCUCCCAAAUCUCCUAAAUGUGGACAAGAGAGUAAAUUAGCUUUAGCUGUGUCUGGGCCAAUGAGUUCCCCAAUGUCAGAUGGAAGCGUCCCUAUGACUCGGAAUAAAAAAGAAAAUAGAUUCCUUGGACAAAGUGAAUUUGGCCUUUCCAACCCAAAAGAAACAACAGUGGUCUCAGCUUCCCCCAGUGCGCUUGGAGAAAAGGGGAUCAAGGCAGUUGUUGCUGAUUCUCAAGACAGAAUGAACCAGGUGAAAAUAAUUGCCAUCUCUUCUGAAAGAAACACCAAAAGCCCAGAUAGUGACAAGUUAGCUGAAAAUGACCAAGGAGGGCUCUCUGCCCAAGAGAAUGGUCACAAAAAAGGUGAAGGCAAGCUCUGUCACAAAAGAGUAGAGCUAUCCCCAAGUCACCCGCCUUCUCUGGCUUCUCACUCCAUCCAUGAAGAUCCCCCAGAAGGACAAGAAAUCCAAAGAAGUUUCAUCGAGGUAAGACUCUCUUCCUCUUCCUCCUUCUUCUUGCCUGUGUGCCCUUCCCCAUGUCUGCCUGCAGAGAAGACAGGUCAUAACCAGAAGCGAAUGAACCAGAUGUCUGAACCUCCAGGGAACCCCAAAAAUGUAAACACCUUUAAUGACAGUCCCUACUGCACCCCAAGGCCAGUUACAAGGACUUAUUCCAUGCCAGCCCAACUAGCAAGCCAUUUUGGUGGGGAAGGCCCCUCUGUCCAAUCUGCAGGACGCUCUCUCCCAGACAACCAGAAUUCUGUGGCAGAUGAGAAAUGUGUUUGUGUCCCUGAGACAAGAAUAUUCAAAGGUGGCCUUCUUGGCCUGGUUCAUGGACAGGGUAUACAAGGAGGAAACCAACUGUCAGAGACUUCCCAGAACAUCCCCAAAACAGACCAGGGAGGUGCUAGUGCCCUUGGUACCCAGGAUACAAACUGCCUUGUCCCAGAAAGAAUAAAAUCCACCAGGAGGCAUUACUACUAUGAACUCAACUGGCCCCAAGAACCUACCUCAUCUUUUUCUGUGAAACAGAGGAUCAAAUCUUUUGAGAAUCUUGCCAGUUUUGACAGGCCUGUAGUGAAGUCCAUUGAUUUCCCUUCAGCAGUAUCCAUGAACUCCAAACCUCCUAUUGGGAGGAGAUCCUCAGGCACUAUAUCUUCAGGGACCCCCAGUAACUCAAGUGAUACCAUGAGGUCCUUACGACGAAGCUUGAGCUCCUGUGGUGAAAACCAAAAUGAAAUCAGUUCGUUGGCACCCCAGCUAAACAAAUCACCAUCGACUACGGCUCUCUUGGUUUCUCCACCAAAUCCAAUAGAAGGCAAAAGAGAGAGCCCUGCUUUGGACCAAAAGAAGUCAACUGACCCUCCAGUGAGUUAUAAUCCAGCAGUGACCUCAUCUUCUCACAUUAGGAGGAACAGGACAGCGGGAGGCCAAGCCCGACCAUGUCCUUUAUCCCGCUCUAAACUUAGAGAACUAAGGGCUUUGAGCAUGCCUGACCUUGAUAAGCUAUGUGAUGAGGACUAUUCAGUGGAACCUGUAGCUCCCCACUUUAAAACUGAACUAGAAAUUACUCCCAGGAGAUCCCUUGGCCUUCCAACUGAAAGUUUCUCAAACCUCAAUGAAUCACCUUCCCUUUCACAUUUGGCAAAAGAUCAGAGUGGGGAGAGGUUGUAUUCGAGGGGAAAUAGUCCUUGGACAAGUGGUUCUGGGACUCCUGCUUCUGCCUCUGAUGAAGAUAUAACAAUCCAUGACAAUUCAAUGGAUAAGAGAUGCUUUGUAAGAAGUUGGUCCAUAGGUUUGGAUCAACUUUCAAUCUCAUCCCUGGACCAGCAAAAAUUGCAGUCUGUUUUGUCAUCAGUGGGAUCAAAGUCUGAUAUCUUGACCCUGAUUCGUGAAGCCAAAGCACAAACAGAGCAUAAAGAAGAUAUUUUCUUUGUGGUCCUGAAUAAAGAAAGUGGCUCAGGUCUGGGAUUCAGCGUGGCAGGUGGAGUAGAUCUGGAGCAGAAAUCUAUUACUGUUCACAGAGUAUUUUCUCAGGGAGUUGCUUCUCAGGAAGGGAGCAUUCACCGAGGAGAUCUCCUUUUGUCAAUUAAUGGCACCUCAUUGGCUGGAUCCAUCCACGGAGAUGUUUUGAAUGCCCUCCACCAGGCAAAGAUGCACGAAGAUGCUGUUAUUGUCAUCAAGAAAAUGAAAGUCCCGGAUAGGGACUCUGUCAGACAAGAGCCCACUCCUACAAGUGGGAAGGUUUCUAUGUCCAAAAAGGAUGUGAUCCUGGAGCUUGGAAUAGCAAGCAGACAGGCAGAUCUGAAUGAUGCAGUGUGUGUUGAGUUACUGAAGACCUCUGCUGGACUAGGUUUCAGUCUUGAUGGAGGAAAAGCAUCUGUGGCUGGAGACCGACCUUUGUUAAUAAAAAGAGUCUUUAAAGGUGGUGCUGCAGAACAAACCGGGACAAUUGAAGCUGGAGAUGAAAUUCUUGCCAUUAGUGGAAAGUCACUGACAGGGCUAAUGCACUAUGAUGCCUGGAAUAUUAUUAAGUCUGUCCCAGAGGGGCCUGUGCAAUUACUAAUUAGGAAGCAUAGAACUGCAGUAUGAAACACACUCUGGCUUGUUACAUUAGCCACAAAGGACUCUCUCCAAUUCCUCCCUCUGCUUCAUUUUGUAUCAAAGGGGAUUGUGGCUGUAGAGUGGAAUCCUAAGCAGGCAAGAAUAGCAUUGGUUUGAACCAGUGAAGUCUGCACAGAUGAUCCAGUGAGAAGAAUCCUAGGACCUUGCCAGAAUUUGGAAGGGUAUAAAAACCCUAAUGUUUUGGGGGUAUUGAGAGACAAUGAAAUGGAACUUUUGGACUCUAUCACAUGCAGCAUGCUUGACUGGGAAAAUCACUUUAGGUUGUGUGCUGUCCUUGGCCUGGAAACAGUUUUCUGGUUAGGGAGAUCAAAUCUUAGUUGCUGUCCUGACAAGAUAAGAUUUCAGACUGUGUCCAUAUCCCUUACUCAUUCCUGUCACCAUGAAUAGAAUACACUAGCCUCCAAUUCUGAUAGCAAUAGAGGAAACUCAAAGACACACCUGUAGAGUCAAAAUGAAAAGGACUGUGGAGUUCUAUCAUUUUUGUGGAUAAAUUAACAGGAUGCUUUGGGGGCAUGGAAAGCUGCCAUAUCUGGAAAUAUUACCUGAAGAAAAAGGUUAAAAAUAGUGACCUAACUAUGUGGCUGAGCUCAGGAAUUGUCUAAAACUGAAAAAAGCAAAAUACCAGGAAAUUACUCAAGAGGGCAGUGUUAUGUUAGCAGAUGUGUCCUCCCUGGAGGGCUGAGGGCAGUGAAAUAAUAGUUCUUUCUGAAGAAAUGGCCAUUUUCCAAGCUAGUUGUUGAACCUUCAACAACUUUGUAGAAUACACAUUCUGUCAAUCUCAGUCUUCAAAUUGAAUAUGAGCUCAAAAAUCAGGAUAUGGGUUGGGUUCCAUUUGAAUAAAUUAUUUGGUCAACAAAAUAGGAACUAGCAGAAAAAUGUCAUUGUUGUUAAGUUUUCUGCCUUUGUUUCAAUUGGUUUUAGUUUUUAAUACUCAAAUAUGUUUUACUGCCCACAAUUUUAUGCCUAUGUAUUAUAAUUUGGUCCAUCUGGGCACUCUAAAUUAUUUUAUGGAAAUUUUUUGUAGUGUUUUAGGAAAUUAAUAUCUCAAAAUACUGGAUCCCUUCUCAUGCUGUGUCAUGAUACAGCUGUGCAGUAGCUAAUGUUCUUUUUACCUUUUGUAACAUAGUACUUUUUCAAACGUAGUUUAUUUAUGUGAAAUAAAUGCCAUGUGUAGUAUUAAAAUGUGAGUGUAAUGAUAGUAAAUAGACUGUACAUUUUUAAAAGACUUGCUUUCUCUCUAGGUUAUGUAAAUCUGAAUCUCUGUAAACAUGGGUUUUUAAAGUAAUUUUCAAAAUAAACACUCUGUUUAGAUUUGUUUCAUUGAGCCGUUUCUGUGUCAAAAAGAAGCAACCUCUUUCUAGACAAGUCAACAAGUACUGAUUAAGCACAAACACCAUGCAUACUGUUCCAAAAAUUAUUACUAACAUAAAUGUAUCCUGUGAAUAAUACUAGUUGAUCAACAAUCAAGACAAACAUGUAACAUGAUAGAGCUGUUGAGAAAUGUUCCUGUUGCCCUUUUUAUCAUGGUAUUUUUUCAAUUGACUAUCAUUUUUGCCAAAGGUAUUCUGCUUAACACUCUUUUGAUCAUUCUGGUGCUUUGGAAGUCCCGUCCUUAUGGCCAAUCCUCUUAAAUGGAUGACAGUUGGCAGGAACUCCUUGCCCCUUUGUGUUGCCCAUUUCUUGCAUUGAAAUUCAUAGGGGACAUUACUUAUUCAACUUCUUUGUACAAAAAAAAACCCUUUCUUUAUAACUUGGAAAUAUUUAUAUGCUUCAAUUAUCCAACAAAGGUCAUGAAAAAUACAAGAAGUAUUAAUUAUUCUUUUCUGAUAAAGAGGUAAACAGCAUGUGGUUAAACCAAAAAUGAGCAUGGUAGAUACAUAUUUGCUGGGAGGCUGAUGUUCUCAGAUAUAGUAGGAAUCAUGACUGAAUUUAAGAAAUCAGAUCACUUAUUGCCUAAUGUAAAAGCUUAAGUCUAUGUACUUAGAGAAAAAAUUUAGAAGCUCUCAUAUUCCAAAGAAUCAUUCUGAGUCUUCAGCCUACCAGGUUAAUAUGCUGAUUUUCCAGGUAUGCCAGGCCCACUGAGCAUCUAUGAUUAUUAGCCCCUCUCAAGUUUGAGAGAAAUAUAGGUAUCUUCCCAAGCUCUGACUACUUGUCCAGAAAGAGAGGAUGGCUGCUGGAGUGGUGGUGUGGUCAAAUGUUCAGUGGAAUCAAGUGAUUAUUUCCUUACCACAUAGCAUGCAGAGAAACAGAAUAGAGCCUUGUCCCCUUAUACUGAGGUCAGUCGGUAUCAGUGCCUUUCAAGUGACCACCAAAAUAAGCAGAAAUGAUUCCUUGCCUCCUGUGAAGCACACUGCCUGAAUGAGAUGGAGAGGGAUUUGCAAACUUGAAAUGUGAGGUUUUUUUAAAGUUUUUGUUGUUGUUGUUAGUGGUGGUAAUGUCUGAGUCUUGCAAAAUGAUGAAGAGAUUUGGGCAUGCACAGCAGCUUGCAAUGAUAGAAUGGUCAUGUGGUCUUUUCUGAUACACACAAAUCCUUACAUUUGGGAGCUGGAAGGAAAAAGCUUGUUUACUAGGUAGAGCCUGUGUCCUUUGUAAGUAUAGACCAACAUUAGCACACCACUGGAAAGAUCCUAUGGUUCAGCUCUCUCUUGCAUUCUGAGGGAGGGAUGAUGCAAAACGUAUGACUGGUUUGGACUUGGAAAUAGAAAACUUUUUGUCUUAUAUAUUCGAGACCCUUGCAUGACGUGUGUUUCAGAUGAGCCACCAGGUCCUAGCCUUCUUUAAAUGAACACUAAUAAUGUUGUCCCACUAAAACUUUGUUGUUGUCUUUUUCCACAAGUUGGUCGUUCACAGAGACCCUAUAAAAGAUAAUAUGUGUUAGGGCAUGUCAAAUGUAACCCUGAAAAUAUUUUGCCAAGAGUUGAAGUAGCAGUGGAUGGGUAGGUGCAAAUGGAACCCAGUCUGAUUCAAUUUUAUGUGUUUGGCUAAAUUUAGACCAUACCUGUUGUAUGGUGGUGUUUAUUUAUACUUUAUUUAUAUAAAAUAAAAUGCCUUGUAUAUUAUUAAAAUGUGAGUGCAGUGAUAGUAAAUAGACUGUACAUUUUUAAAGACUUGCUUUUUCUCUAGGUUAUGUAAAUCUGUAUCGCUGUAAACAUGGGUUUUUAAAGUAAUUUUCAAAAAUAAACACUCUGCUUAGACUUG
Messenger RNA from Dromiciops gliroides (monito del monte), 12233 nucleotides. It is a transcript of the gene PDZD2, whose product is annotated as PDZ domain containing 2. The transcript has 26 exons. The record is from RefSeq and is a predicted model, not a curated record. Bases 825 to 9002 code for a protein of 2725 amino acids. Gene Ontology annotation, molecular function: protein binding. NCBI's taxonomy places the organism in Eukaryota, Metazoa, Chordata, Mammalia, Microbiotheria, Microbiotheriidae.